ACGAAGCCGAAAUGGCAGUCCGGGCCUCUUUUGAAAACAACAACGAGAUCGGGUGUUUCGCGAAACUUACUAACACUUACUGCCUGGUGGCGAUCGGAGGAUCGGAAAACUUCUACAGUGUGUUUGAAGGAGAGCUUUCUGAGACUGUCCCUGUAGUACAUGCUUCAAUAGCGGGAUGCAGAAUUAUUGGCAGGAUGUGUGUUGGCAACCGUAACGGUCUUUUAGUACCGAGCAAUACUACAGAUCAAGAGCUGCAGCACAUUAGAAACAGUCUGCCGGACUCGGUGCGGAUCCAAAGAGUGGAAGAGAGGCUUUCUGCUUUGGGAAACGUCAUCGCGUGUAAUGAUUAUGUAGCCCUCGUCCAUCCAGACCUUGACAGGGAAACGGAGGAGAUAUUGGCAGAUGUCCUAAAAGUGGAAGUGUUUAGGCAAACAGUCGCCGAACAGGUUCUCGUUGGAAGUUACUGUGCGUUUAGUAAUCAAGGAGGUUUAGUCCAUCCCAAAACAUCCAUCGAGGAUCAAGAUGAGCUGUCUUCUCUCUUACAGGUUCCCCUCGUGGCUGGUACAGUAAACCGAGGCAGCGAAGUGAUUGCGUCAGGAAUGGUUGUUAAUGAUUGGUGUGCAUUUUGUGGCCUGGAUACAACAAGCACCGAGCUCUCCGUUAUAGAAAGUGUAUUCAAACUGAGUGAUGCACAGCCUAGUACCAUCGCUACCAGCAUGAGAGAUUCUCUCAUCGAUAGCUUAACAUAAGAGGUAACUACAGGAAAAAAAAAGCGGAAGAACACCUUUGAAAAUCAGUUGCUAACUUAAGCAAAACUGUGCUACCAAAUGUAAAUAGGUUGAUUAGGAACACUUGGUGUGUACUGGUUAAGCAGCAACUUAACGGUAUCUGAAAUUAUAUGUAAAACCUGGAUAAUGUAGUACACAACGUUUUCCAGGAGUAUUAUGUAAUGCACUUACUCUGCUUCAAUACAAAAAUAAUAAAUACUAUUUUACAACAUC
Spea bombifrons (plains spadefoot toad) is the source of this 1001-nucleotide messenger RNA. RefSeq names its product eukaryotic translation initiation factor 6 (gene EIF6). The transcript has 6 exons. Lineage: Eukaryota; Metazoa; Chordata; Amphibia; Anura; Pelobatidae. The record is from RefSeq and is a predicted model, not a curated record. The coding region runs from base 12 to 749 and encodes 245 amino acids. Gene Ontology annotation, molecular function: ribosomal large subunit binding. Gene Ontology annotation, biological process: cytosolic ribosome assembly; assembly of large subunit precursor of preribosome; maturation of 5.8S rRNA. Gene Ontology annotation, cellular component: cytosol; nucleolus; preribosome, large subunit precursor.